Molecule: messenger RNA, 254 nt
Organism: Cylicostephanus goldi
Lineage: Eukaryota; Metazoa; Nematoda; Chromadorea; Rhabditida; Strongylidae
Source: the annotation of a GenBank genome assembly
AUGAAAGUCCUAACUAUUGUCGCACUAUUUUUGUCAUGCUUCUUGGCUACUGCACUGAGAAAAAAGCCCAUUUGCAAAAUGUGCGAAAAUUUUGUCGAAGAGGUGGAUGCCGUUGUCAAGAAAGAAGGAGAUGUGGCCGCAGCCCUUGAGAAAUUUUGUCACGAAGUCUUGAAUUUUCUCAUCGAAACAUGCCAGAAGAUGAUUUUGAAAAAUCUCAAAUUCAUCAUGGAAAGAUUACAGGUGCGACUAUAACA